This is a messenger RNA of Aspergillus steynii IBT 23096, 1524 nucleotides long. RefSeq names its product 25S rRNA (uracil2843-N3)-methyltransferase. The record is from RefSeq and is a predicted model, not a curated record. The transcript has a single exon. Lineage: Eukaryota; Fungi; Ascomycota; Eurotiomycetes; Eurotiales; Aspergillaceae. Bases 32 to 1363 code for a protein of 443 amino acids.
CUCCGAUUGCUACUUUCCCUCCGAGCUCAACAUGGGACCACCCCGACAAGGGUCCUCCCAAAAGGCCCCCAGAGGAAAGAAGAAGCCGUCUCAGACGCCUCGACGAACCAAUCAGGGCAAAUCUGCCCCGAAAGAGAAGGAAGAGAGCUUGAUUGAUCUCUCCGCCACCAUCCCAUUCACUCUGCAACAAUUACUGCUGAAUGUAUUUAAAUCGGCAUUGUUGACCACAACCGGUCCCACCAACUCUGAGCCCCGCCAACUCGACACCAAAACCCUUAUCCAGACCAUCAAAUCCCACCUGUACAACCGGGACUUCGACUCCGCCUUCACCGACGCCAGCGGCGACCUGCUCCGGGCCUACGCCCUGCGCUGGAGCUCGACGCGAGCCCUGGGCUACGCGGGCAUCUUCAAGGCGCUGUUCAAGGAUGUCCUGGAAUCUCCCCAGGCGAGCCACGCCGUGAACCGGCAUGUCGUCUGUAUCGGCGGCGGUGCCGGCGCCGAGAUCGUCGCUCUGGCAGCCAUUUGGCGAGACCUGUUGGACGAGAGCGAGAGCGAUCAGAAGGCACUGGUCGACGGAGUCGCCAACGCCUCUCUUAAUGAUGAAACUCCCAACGGAGAAACUGCGCCACCCUGCUCGUCUGAUCAAGACCAACUGUCGACUUCCCCGGCGCCCCUUACCACGAGCUCACGGCCAGCUCUCACCGUCACGGCCGUCGAUAUCGCCGACUGGUCGGCCGUCGUGGAUUCACUGGCGUCGACGAUCGCGUCGUCAGACGUACGCGGGUCCAAAAGCCACGCGGCUCCCCUGGUCGAUCCAUCCAGGGGCUGUUUCACGGUGCGGGCUAGACGCUCCGACGUGCUUUCCCUUCCGGACGACCAGCUCAGGGAGCUAUUGCACCUCCCUGCGUCGGCGCCUCAGCCCGAGGGAGAAACCCCCGCCACCGUCCUGGUGACGUUGAUGUUCACGCUGAACGAACUCUUCUCGACCUCCAUGGCCAAAGCUACGGGGUUCUUGCUCCGCAUGACGGAUCUCCUGCAGCCCGGUACCGUGCUUCUAGUCGUCGAUAGCCCUGGCAGCUACUCGACGUUGAAGUUGGGGAAGGGGAAUAAUAAGAACUCCGCUUCUUCCGGUGCCGAAGCGGAGGCUGCGGCUUCAGCGCCGCAGGAGAGAAGUUACCCGAUGAAGUUCCUGCUGGACCAUGCGCUGCUGUCGGUGGCGCAGGGGAAAUGGGAACGGGUUUUCUCGCAGGAUUCCCGAUGGUGGAGGAGAGAUGCAGCCAGGCUGAGCUAUGACGUUGGAGAGGGCGCUGGCCUGGAGGAUAUGCGAUUCCAGGUUCAUAUUUAUCGACGACUGGGUGAGUAAGUGGUAUAUCCAACUUUUCUUCUGGUUUGCUAUUUUGGAUAUAAGUUGGAUUUAUGAGAGGAUUGAUAGACCAUCAUGUCGGGAUGCUGGUUGAGGAUGAUGAUCUGUUUUGCACGAUAUACGAGAUUUUUGGAUGCUUUCUCUAUAUUAUUAUAUAUAUA